AUGUCAGCCAGAAAGGGCUAUCUUCAUCCUCCGUCAAAUUAUACCACAACGAUGACAUGCCCCAACAACCAAGCUGGAAAUUCGUUUUUCGUGGACUCUUUAAUUAACGUGAGAACCGACAGCGGUUCAUAUUACCAAAGUAACGGGGUCUAUUUGCCACCAGCGUCGGAAUAUUCAUAUGGACUCUCCGGAGGCUCGUGUUUCCCGGGAAUCGGUAAGCGCAACGAGCCAAGCACCCAAAGCGUGAUCCCGUCUUCUGCCCCGUAUGUUCAGGGGAUGGAAACGUGGCUGGAAACGUCUAGAUCCUGCCGGGUGGAUCAGCCCAGCAGCCAGCAUAUGCCACAGUGUUCAUUCUCACCGAAUAUAAAAGAGGAGAGCGCUUAUUGCCUCUAUGAGUCUGACAAAUGUCCAAAAGGAGCCACAGUAGAUGACUACUCAACCGCAUCAUGCCCGGUUACCGGCAGCACUUUGCCAGUCCCCGGCUACUUCCGCCUGUCUCAGACAUACGCGUCCUCUAGGCUUUACCAUGAUGUCCAGCCAAACAUGAAUCACUUUACUCUGCAGCGUCCUGUCCGCCUGGACAGCCAGCCCUCCCGGCCCCAGGCUGCCUCUGCUGAGCCGGAGCGGAGGGAGAGCCACGAGGAGGCGCCUGUCCCCGCGCCCUGCGCCCCGGCCAGAGACGAGGACAGCCGCCUCUCCUCGGAUAUCUCCUCCUCCCCUGAGCCCGAGGAGACGUGCAGUACUGAGUGUCCGGAAAAGCCAGUAAAAGGAGAUGGAAAAAUGGCAACCACGGCUAAUUGGCUCACAGCUAAGAGUGGUCGAAAGAAGCGCUGCCCCUACACCAAGCACCAGACUCUGGAGCUGGAGAAGGAGUUUCUCUUCAACAUGUACUUGACAAGAGAGCGUCGUCUGGAGAUCAGCCGCGGUGUGCACCUCUCUGACAGGCAAGUCAAAAUCUGGUUCCAAAACAGGAGGAUGAAACUGAAAAAAAUGAGCCGGGAGAAUAGGAUCCGAGAGCUCUCAGGCAACUUCAGUUUCUCAUGA
Molecule: messenger RNA, 1044 nt
Organism: Trematomus bernacchii (emerald rockcod)
Lineage: Eukaryota; Metazoa; Chordata; Actinopteri; Perciformes; Nototheniidae
Gene: hoxa10b
Product: homeobox A10b
Exons: 2
Coding region: 1-1044 (347 amino acids)
Biological process (GO): regulation of transcription by RNA polymerase II
Cellular component (GO): nucleus
Molecular function (GO): RNA polymerase II cis-regulatory region sequence-specific DNA binding; DNA-binding transcription factor activity, RNA polymerase II-specific
Source: RefSeq, a predicted model, not a curated record